Aphidius gifuensis is the source of this 2105-nucleotide messenger RNA. RefSeq lists its product as uncharacterized. Lineage: Eukaryota; Metazoa; Arthropoda; Insecta; Hymenoptera; Braconidae. The transcript is spliced from 4 exons. Bases 441 to 917 code for a protein of 158 amino acids. The record is from RefSeq and is a predicted model, not a curated record.
CAAAAUGUGUGAUCAGUGAAAAGUUCAGUCUGGUUCAGACGGCCGUUACUACUAGUUAAAACUUCUACUAGUACUCUGGCUGCUACUACUACUCAUUUAUUAAAAAGUCAAACUUGUUAAUUUAUUUAUACGUUAAAUAAAAAAUCAUUUUUAUAUUAUUGUUAUUUUUUAUAUAUUAUUUAUUUAUUUUGUUAUUGUUAAUAAUUACAAUAAUUAUUAUUAUUGUCAUUUUUAUAUAUGAAAAACUCAAGUGUUUGUUAUUUUUAUUGACAUGAUAAAUAAUUUUUUUUUUUCCAAGUGAAAGUAUUUAAUACGUAAAGUAAUUUAGUGUUGUUAAUUAAUAUUUGAAAAAUCUUUUUUUUUUUUUUCAAGUGAUUUAAGUUUAAUUUUUAGUGUUUUUUAAAUAUUUUUUUUUUGUUGAUAAAUUUUUUUUAAUUACAAUGAAGAACGUUGGAGAACAAAAUUUUUCUUGGUUUGCAAUUUUUUUGGCAGCAUUUUAUUCAUUGCUUGCAAGCUGUCGAGGUGAUGAUUGUGGACAUGAACAUUUAGCAAUAUGUGCAAGACCACUUGGAAAAAUAACAAAUGAUAAUGAACUUGGUUUCGUCACAACAAAACGAGAAUUAGAAGCUCUCUGUCCAGACUUAGAAGCAGGCAUGACGUGCAUUAAACUAUAUACACUUCGCUGCAUGGAAGGAAAACAACGUGAAAAUUUUAAUUCACUUUAUAAAGGUGUUAACAUGGCGAUAAUUGAACUUUGUCAAGAAGGCCGUUAUCAAGAUGAUUUUUUAAAACAUGCACCAUGUAUGCAAAAAGUACAGCCAGACUAUGAAGUUUGUUCAAAAAAAUAUCAACAAACUGUAUUAAAUUUGGAAAAAAAAAAUCAUACUGCAGAGCCACUCAAGUCUAUUUGUUGGUAAGUAAAUUAACUCAUUAUUCAAAUAUAUUUUUUAAACAAUAUAAAAAGAUAAAUAAAUAAUAAACAAUGUCCUUCAUAAUAAAGUAAUUUAUCAUGCAAAUUUACUUAAUUAUUGAUAAUUAUAUUCAGCGAAUAAAAACAAGUUAUUUUUAUAAUUAAAUUCCAAUAACAAUAAAACGAAUAAAAACAAUAAUAAAUAAUCAUUUGAAUAAGCAAAUUAUUUAAUUCAACCUUGAUAUUUUUUAUAUUUUAUAUUCUAACACGUUAAAUUAAUUAUCAUAAAUAAAUAACAGAUAAAAAACAAAUGAACCAACAUCUAAUUUAAAUCGACUACUUCACCUUUUACUUGUUUAUACGAAUAUAUUAUUUUUCAUAUUAAAAAUUUAUAACAAUAAUUAAAUUAUUUCAAAUUUUCUAUUCGAAAUAAUAUCACGAAAAAAUUAAGCAACUAUUUCAAAUUUACGAAACUGUAUUUUUUUAAUGAAAAUCCAUAAAACUUAAUAAUGGAUUUUUUUUUUUUAUUAUAAACAAAAGUAUAUUUCAUAAAUUCUUUAAAUCUAUGUUUUUUUAUAUUUGUAAUGAAAUUUUUGUUUGUACAUUGUUUCUCUAGUGAGCCAUUGAAAUGUAAAAAAAAAAAAAUUUAAAGGUAUGCUAAAAGCGGAAUAGGCACUUGGGGAAAGUAUAUAGAAGAAAGGGAUGAUGAGAGUUUGUGUGUACAGAGGGAUGUAGAUAUAUAUAUGAACAGAGACAUUUUCCUUCGGGGAAACAAGUUCAAAAGCACCAGUAGACCAUUGCACAGAUAGGCUAAUGAUGUUACAUCCUGGACUGUAUCAUCGAGCUACAUACACAACCCUUACUCGACAAUUUAUUCCCACGGGAAGUUAAGAGAAAAUAUUACAAAGUAAUGGAUACAUACGUAAAUAUAUGUACACACAUGUUGAAAGUUUUAAAAUACUGGGUAGUUUAGCGAAUGAAAAUAAAAGAAAAAAAUUUAUCUAUAUAUUUGUUUUACGAAAUUUUAUAUUUGUUGUUUUAAAAGGGUCGCGAUUUGAUUGUUGUCUUUGUACAGAGAUACAUGUGAAAUGAUAAAAUUAUUAUCAAAAUAACAAUGAAAAAUACUUUUGAAUGUAAAAUUGAAUUUAAAAAAAAAAAACGAUAAUAAUAUUCAUUUUUAUUUAUUUAUUUUUAU